Molecule: messenger RNA, 2187 nt
Organism: Fusarium tjaetaba
Lineage: Eukaryota; Fungi; Ascomycota; Sordariomycetes; Hypocreales; Nectriaceae
Product: acyl dehydrogenase
Exons: 9
Coding region: 1-2187 (728 amino acids)
Biological process (GO): DNA-templated transcription; fatty acid beta-oxidation using acyl-CoA dehydrogenase; butyrate catabolic process
Molecular function (GO): zinc ion binding; DNA binding; flavin adenine dinucleotide binding
Source: RefSeq, a predicted model, not a curated record
AUGAAGCCGCCAAGUAAACAGCUUGUGGAGACCUUGCAGCUUCGAAUCAAGAUUUUGGAGGACCAACUCCUUGCACUGGGUCAAACAAUUCCUGCGUUGGACAGCAAUCCCAAAGCAACUGAUCUUAAGAUUGAAAACAAGCCGGAGACUGAGGAAGCCAACGCCGAUGAGACGGAAGUCUUGCUCCAGCAAAUCACAGAGAAGUGCGGCUCUCUUGCACUUGAUGAUGAUGGCGAGCUUCGAUACUUCAGUUCACAGAAACAUCUUCUUGAGCUAUAUUUCUGUUGGCAGAAUCCCCGGGUAUACAUUGUUGACAAAUCUGUGUUUAUGAGGGACUGGUACAGUGGCGUGUCCACCGAAUAUUGCACGCCAUUGCUUCUUUGGGCUAUGUACUCUGUGGCCGCAAGAUACUCGGACCGCCCAUGUCUACGAACAGACCCUGACGAUCCUUCAACGGCUGGGGUCCAGUUUGCCGUGCACGCCAAGGACCUCCUUCGAUAUGAGUGCGAAAUCACAACAAUUCCUGCCGUGCAGGCCGCCACACUUCUCUCAAUACAAUGCAUGGCAGAAAACAAAGAACCAGCUGGCUGGCUUUACAUAGGCAUGGCAACUCGCAUGGCGUUCAAUCUUGGCCUCAACAUCGACUGCACUGACUUGGUGAAAUCAGGUGUUAUCUCCAAGGAGGCUGCCAAUCUAGAUACCAGUGAUGCUGCUGAAUUCGAGACCUGGGUUCCCUCAACGGAUAGAAUGCGGCAGGCGCCAGUGCUCCGUUCCAGGAUCCCUUCUACUGCGAACUGCAUGUCCGACCAUCUGAGUCUUAUCGUCUCGACGUUGGAUAUCAUACCUCGAGGCGAGAACGUGUUGGUCAAGACUUCCAUCUUUUAUGCUACUGCCCAGCACCUCACAGACGGCAGCACUACCGCAUGUGUAUCAACUACACUUCUGCGAGCCAAGGCUGCAAAAGUCGCACGGGAGGUCCAAGGCUCAGCCUACCCGGUCUACUCCAAGUUUCCAGACCAGAUAGAUCGGUUCCGUGCCACUCGACCAUUUUACGCCCAGUUGGUGGGACGAGGCUUACUCAAGGCCCUGAUCCCAAAGUCUGAUGACGGAGACGCUGAGAGUCUUCUGGAGUCUGCAUUUAUAUUGGAAGAGCUCUAUGCCGUUGACUCGAGCAUUACUAUUCACCUUGUCGGCACCGCUCUUGGGCUGCUCCCUCUUCUCAUUGGUGGCACGCCUGAGCAGAAGCGAAGGUUCCUUACUCCAUUCAUCUCAGGAGAAGGUGACCAUCUCGCAAGCUUAACUCAUUCCGAACCAGGUGGCACAGCCAACCAUCUUGAAAAGGGUGGCAAAGGUCUCGGUGUCACUGCUAGGAAGGAAGGUGAUUACUAUGUUGUCAAUGGAGAAAAGAGAUGGACUACUAACAGUGCGGGUUGGGAUGCCAAAGGCGCCACGCUUUCAUGCCUUUGCGCUCGUUACUCUGAAGACGGAGGACCUGAGAAAGCUGACGUCGACCCAGCCACCACCCUGAUGGUGCUGCUUGUGACUCGAGAGGUAGUGGCUCAGAACGCUCCCGGAGCCUACGAGUUGCUUGAGGAGCCCGACCUUAUGGGACAUAUCGCCGCUACCGGCCCUCAGACACGUUACACAAACUUCAGAGUUCCCAUCGACCACGUCUUGUUUGCUCCUGGUUCGGGUGCGAAGCAGAUCGAAGAGGCCUUCGGCAUCACGGGAGCCAUGGUUGGGGCCAUGGCCGUCGGCACCAUGCGCGCUGCUUUCGAUAAGGCGCUGGCAUUCGCCAAAAACGACCAUAGGGGAGGAUCGGUACCUAUCAUCCAGAGACAGAGUCCCGCUGAUUUGCUCAUCAAUGCCAAGAUGAGAAUCGACUCGUCCCGGGCUCUAGUAUGGAAGGCACUUGACUCCCUCGACAAUGGGCCUGGUGAUGCCAAGGCCCGGUUCGAAGCUUGCUUGGAAGCCAAGAUCCACAGCUCCGACUCGGCCAUCCAGUGCGUGUAUGAGUGCAUGCAAGUAGUUGGCAUGACCUCAUACGCCAAUGAGACAGGCUUCCCUCGUCUCCUCGCUGAUGCUGCUGUAUUUCCGCUUUUUGAUGGAGGAAAUAUUGGUAUUAGACGUCGCCAGUUCCAGAGACUUAUGUGCGAGGAUAGCUAUCAGCCUUGGGCAAAUCUUUAA